Molecule: messenger RNA, 573 nt
Organism: Zasmidium cellare ATCC 36951
Lineage: Eukaryota; Fungi; Ascomycota; Dothideomycetes; Mycosphaerellales; Mycosphaerellaceae
Exons: 2
Coding region: 1-573 (190 amino acids)
Biological process (GO): ribosome assembly; ribosomal large subunit biogenesis
Cellular component (GO): nucleolus; preribosome, large subunit precursor; nucleus
Molecular function (GO): RNA binding
Source: RefSeq, a predicted model, not a curated record
AUGCGACCGCUCACCGACACCGAGACGAAGACACUCUUCGAAAAGCUCGCAAACUACACUGGCCGCUCCCUCAACAACCUCCUCACAGACACCGUAUCGACACCCGGCUCGAAGAACCCCGAUCGCUACGUCUUUCGAAUCCAAAAAGACCGGGUAUACUACGUGCGCGAAUCUCUAGCCAACCUUGCGACCUCAGUGGCCCGCGACAGCCUUCUCUCGCUGGGUACUUGUCUUGGGAAGUUCACCAAGACGGGCAAGUUCCGACUGCACAUCACCGCGUUGGAUGUGAUUGCGCCGCAUGCAAGAUAUAAGGUCUGGGUCAAGCAGAAUGGAGAAAUGCCGUUCUUGUACGGUGGACAUGUGGUGAAGGCGCAUAUUGGACGGUGGAGUGAGGAUGCGCCCGAGCAUGCUGGGGCCAUUGUUCUGAGCAUGAACGAUACACCAUUGGGCUUCGGUGUCACUGCACGCUCAACGGCAGAAGCGAGAAAGCUGGAUCCGACUGGAAUCGUGCUCUUCAGACAGGCCGAUGUUGGAGAGUACUUGCGUGAUGAAGACACACUAUUCGCGACAUGA